Etheostoma cragini (Arkansas darter) is the source of this 490-nucleotide messenger RNA. It is a transcript of the gene pclaf, whose product is annotated as PCNA clamp associated factor. The coding region runs from base 133 to 474 and encodes 113 amino acids. Gene Ontology annotation, cellular component: nucleus. Gene Ontology annotation, biological process: regulation of cell cycle; translesion synthesis. The record is from RefSeq and is a predicted model, not a curated record. Gene Ontology annotation, molecular function: chromatin binding. The transcript has 3 exons. NCBI's taxonomy places the organism in Eukaryota, Metazoa, Chordata, Actinopteri, Perciformes, Percidae.
GAAACCGAAGAAGAAAUCUCCCGCCCCAUCCGCUGUUCUUUUUAAACCGAGGCGGGACGACGCUUCGCUCCAUUCACUUUAACAGAGUAGUAGUUGGUAAAACAUCGUUUGACGUUACAGGUCGCUGCCAAUAUGGUGAGGACUAAAGCCGACAAUGUCCCCGCAUCAUACAGAAAAGCGGUUGCAGCAGCUGCACCCCGGAAGUCUCUGGGCUCCAGUUCAGCCAACUCGUCCUCGUCCUCCUCCAGCAGCCAGUCAACCACACCUGCAAAGGGCAAGUAUGCAGGCGGGAACCCGGUGUGUCCCCGUCCCACGCCGGACUGGCAGAAGGGGAUCGGAGACUUCUUUGGGGGACCCCCGAGGAAGCCUGAGAAGGAGAACCAGCAGCCCCGGGAGGUAGAGGAUGAUGAAGAGGCCGGAGGCAGCGGGAUGUCAAAAGCCCCCAAGAAGUACGUUCCCCAGCUGCUACUUUAACCUUGUGUCAUUUUUA